UGUUCCCUCUCUAACUCGCUCCUCCCUCCCUCUCUCUAUCUAUCGGGUGCGCAGGUUAAGCAGAAACAGGUGCGUAGCUUAACAAUUGACGCAUGAUGGACCGCCGGUGCCUGUUCUCGCUUGCUUUCAUCUGCAUUGUCGUCGCCGGCGUCGGAGGCCAGUCUCCCUCUUCCUCUCCCACUUCGUCUCCUGCUCCUCCUGCUCCCACUGCUUCUCCGCCCACCGCCACCACUCCCCAAGCCGCUCCUCCCACGGUUCAGCAAUCUCCUCCGCCUCAAUCGUCCCCUCCUCCGGCUUCCUCUCCUCCCCCUGCCACCCCUCCCCCUGUAAGCUCUCCACCUCCUGCAUCCCUUCCUCCAGCCUCUCCACCGCCUGCAUCCCCUCCUCCGGCCACUCCACCACCGGCAUCCCCUCCUCCCGCUUCUCCUCCACCCGCUACCCCGCCCCCGGCUUCUCCUCCACCCGCCACUCCUCCCCCGGCCACUCCCCCUCCGGCAACUCCUCCUCCGGCCACACCCCCACCAGCUGUCCCACCUCCAGCCAUUACCCCGGCGCCUCUUUCAUCUCCUCCGGCGACCUCUCCGGCUCUGUCCCCUUCGAAACUGAAGAGCAAAGCUCCGUCUCCUGCAUUGGCACCCAGCCCACCGUUGCCGCCAGCGGAGGCACCCGGUCCUAGCCUCGCCAACAUUUCUCCCAGUGGCAGCAGCGAUGUAAGUGGAGCAGAGAAGUUGUGGUCCUUGCACAACAUGAUUCUGAGCCUGCUCUUCGGAUGUGGCCUUUUCUCACUCAUGUUCUAGAGGAUUCUGUAGUAUUCUGUGGAGUUUUCCUAUUUGCAUUGUAUUAUUGUUGUGUAUAUUUUGAGGCCUGAAUCACAUGGAGCUUUUGUGAGCCAUAUCUGGACCAGCAGCACAAAUUAUUAUUGACUUGGCAUUCUUUUGGAGGAUCUUAAGGUCACACAUCUUUCUUGUAUCUCAGAGGAUUUACUAUUCUAUAUGUAUGCUAUUUUUCUCAGUUUA
This is a messenger RNA of Prosopis cineraria, 1016 nucleotides long. RefSeq names its product classical arabinogalactan protein 9-like. Gene Ontology annotation, cellular component: plasma membrane. The record is from RefSeq and is a predicted model, not a curated record. The transcript has 2 exons. Bases 93 to 797 code for a protein of 234 amino acids. Lineage: Eukaryota; Viridiplantae; Streptophyta; Magnoliopsida; Fabales; Fabaceae.